Molecule: messenger RNA, 4993 nt
Organism: Jaculus jaculus (lesser Egyptian jerboa)
Lineage: Eukaryota; Metazoa; Chordata; Mammalia; Rodentia; Dipodidae
Gene: Topaz1
Product: testis and ovary specific TOPAZ 1
Exons: 20
Coding region: 1-4968 (1655 amino acids)
Biological process (GO): spermatocyte division; spermatid development
Source: RefSeq, a predicted model, not a curated record
AUGCGACUGCCGACACCACCGUCGUCGGGCCCCGCAACGGCCGCGGGGCACGAGGGUGGCACACGAGGCCUGCGGAAGCGAGGCCUUACGCUGGAGCAGGACGCCAUGGGCGGCUGCAGCCCCGAAGCGCGGUUGCGCGAGGACAGCAGACUGAAGAGGAGACUGCUGGCCCCUGCCCCGGCGGCGGGGAGAGAAGACGCGGGAAGGGACCGAUCAGCCAAAGAAAGAGGAAAAGGUACGGAUGCCUCAAUUGAUGAUCCACAGCCAGAGAUUGACUUGGUAAGAAAGGAAUCAUUAACCACUGGGGCAUCUUUACCAACAGUGGAGUGCAGUGAAUUGCAAAAUGUGGAUUGCUUGCAGUCAUUAGCUAAGGAAGAUUUGGUAGAAGGCAUGAAAAGAAAAGUUCGUAUUAAAAAAUCUAAAAAUUUAGAAAACGCACCUCUCAAAAUAAUUGAAAAUGAGACAACACAAAAUGUUAAGGAUGAAUUACAAAAUGAACUGUACAAGAAUACUACAAAAUACAAUUCUUGUAAUAGCUUGUCACCUGAAGUAGAAAAUAAUUCAAUUUUUGAGUUACAUGCCUACAGUUUGCUCCACUCCAAGGUUUGUAAUAAUGAAAACACCUUUGGUCAUAAUCCUGUUGAUGGAUGUACACACAUAGUAAAAAAUUCUUCAACAUUGACGAAAGAAAACCUUAGGAGUCUUGCAGAGACGAAUGACACAGAUACUGUUCCUAAGCUCUUAGAAACUGAAGAAAAUUUAGUAGGAAUAAAUAAGUUACUGCUUGAAGAAAAUGAUUUGUGCCAAAAUAAAAAUAAUAGCUUACUUUCCUGCCUUCAAAGUGAAAAAAAGAAGUACUCAAUAGUGAACACUAUUGGGAGAAAGCACAGGAAAAAAAUGAAGUCUGAACACGGAGAAGGAACAGUUAAUGAUCUCAAUUUCUCUAAUGUGUAUAACAAGUCUGAGUUAGCAUUGCAAGGAAACCAAAUUGAUAUGGAAGAGAAAGAAACAGAGACUAUAGAGACUGAAAAAAGUCUUUUAAAAGCUUUGGGGAAAACAAACCAUAAUACAAACUCUCCAGUGGCUCAUUUAAGUCUCCCAGUGACAGCAGAAAAAAAAACAAGUCCUGGACAUCAUGAAAACACUAUGUUUCAGAAAGCCUUUGAAUCACAUUUGAAAGAAGAAACAAAGAAUGCUUUAGAGUCCUUAGAAUAUAGAAGUAUGGAGCCAGAAGAGUAUUUUAAAUCAAUGAUAAGCUCUACAGUGAAGUCAUUCAGUGAUAACCAUCAUGUUGAAAAGAAAUCUUCACGGGAAGAUUUGAGAAGUGAAGCUGAAGAAUCAAAGGUAAGCUGUCGCAGAGUAAUACCAAUGACUGGUAAAAGAACUUGGCCAUGUUAUUCUUGUGCUAGAAUAUCUGCUUAUUGUUGGAAGAAGACUUCCUUACCACGCUCUGAUUACUUGUUUCAGGGGUCUCUGGAACAUGUUAGGCCACAUGAGUCUCUUAAGCACCAAACAAACCAGACUCACUUAACUGACUCUAAAGUAUUGCAUGACUCUUUAACAGAAAAAACUAUUGAGUCCUCAAGUAAAGAAAUAUGUGAUUCUGAUUUAAAAUGUUUGUCUUCAGUUUCUUCAGUAGAACCUGCUUUGAUGAUUAUAAAGGAAGCUAUCAGUAAUGAAAAGAUAAAAUCAGAGGAACCCAGCAGAAGUGAGUCAGAGGUAGCUUCUACUAGUACCGAAGACACUCACUUAACUAAUGUGACGCAAAGCCUAACAGCAAAUAAAAAAAAGAGAGGGAAUGUAACAAAAUUUAGUUUAACAGUAGCUAGUCAGGAGGUUGAGGAAAUAAAUAACUCUACAAACAAAUCUAUUCAUCGAAAAGCGUGCAUUGCUAAGCAAACACUUGCAGUUCCAGAUGUGGCUAAAAUAUUAAACACGGGACGACUGACUAAUUUUAAAAUACCUUUAUUGAAGAAUAAGACAGGAAAAGGAAAAGAAGUAAAUGCCAAGUCAUCUGUUAGAGAAGCCUACAGUCCCUUAGAACUACUUGAUAAUUUAUCUGGAGCAGAGGCAAGACAGAAUAGGAGUAAAGAAAAUAUCUCCACAACAUCUUCAGGACGUCAGUUGUUGAGCAUACAUAAUAGUGUAACUCCAGGGCCACCUAGUUCACAUUCAUUCUACAAUAAGAAUCCCUCUAUUCCUCCAAGAUUUACAAAGCAAGGCUAUGGCAGCAAGCCAUCUAAUCACAUCUCUGAACCAGGCAAUAUUAUUUCUAUUAAGGAACCUGUUCCUCUCACAGUUGAAAAUAAUACAUUUUCUUGUGAUCUUGGGUAUACAGAGCAAAGUUCUUUCUAUUCUAAGGAGCAAGAAACAUUUGAACCAAUUUCCUCUAAAGUUAGUGGCAGAAAAAUGACUAAGAGCAUUUCAGAUCUCAAAGUGGAGUUUCCAGAUAUUCUUAAAGCAUAUGAAGAUGAUGUCCUCUUAAUUGAUGUAAUUCAAGAUGACCCAGAGCUCUUUGGAGUCUCCAGUGAAUUGGAUCUCUCAUUAGCUUCGGAAGACUCCAAGAUAAGCCAGGAACCCAGUGCUGUUGGAGAGCACCAGUCAGCAGACUUGAUUCCCAUGCAGCUUCCAGCAAAAAGAGAACCAAGUGAUUUGAGUAGAGGACUUGCUGUGCUGGACCCUGGACUACCGAAGCUGGAGAUCUGUGCCUCCUUGUCAGCUGUAAAGGAGAUAAAACAUGACUCCAAAGGUGCAAACAUUUCCUCUGGAGUGAAUGAGACUAUUGUGAUUGAAAACCCAGGAGACCUCAGAGAACAAAUAAAAGAUUCAGGCUGGGAUGAAAAGUGCAGAGUUUCAGACAAGGCAAGUAUUAAAGAAGAGAAAGAAGAUACUAAUGAAGUUUGCAAAAGUAUGGAUCUUAGAAAUGCAGAGGUUGUGGUUGGUGAAUGCCAGUUAGCAGCACUGGGCCCCAGACCUCUGUGCUCGUCACUGCCUCCUUUGAACCUAAGUGGCCAUCAGGAAGACACAAUACCAAAGCUGUGGAAAAAUGAUUUCAGGUUUCCUGGAAGACAUUCUGUCCUGCCACUGCAGAGUCCGGAAACCUGUGAAAUAUUUAAAAGAGAAAAAAAUAUAGGGGUGUUCCAGAAACCCCUAGGGUUGGUGAUACCCCAUAGAUACUGCAAAUUUCAUUUUAACACGUUGCGUGGCUGUGAGCGAUCACAGUGCAAGUUUGUCCAUGUGCCUGAGCAAGGCGAUGAAAAGGUUUGCAUGGAUGUGUUUAAGAAAUAUAUGAGUGUCAAUGAGCUGUGCUUAUUGCAGCGUGCAGUAAACAUAUUUAUGGAAUACUACAGGAAAUUCCCCCCAGGGAUACACUUUGAUUUACAAGUACUAAAUGACUUUAUACUUGCUUUACUCAAGCACUGUUUAUUGAAGGAAGUAUUUCAGAUAGUGAACCUCAGCAUAAUGGCUAAAAUGCUGCCUGCUCUGAAAAUAUUACUAAAAAUAUUUGAGCAUGUGGCUGCUAUGAAGUUGAGGAAUGCUGUGCCUGCUUUGAUUGAGAUUUUAUGCAAGUUUAUUGAAGCUGGGAUGAUGCUUGACCCAGAACACUUUAAUUAUAUUAUUAAGCUUUUAUGUCAAGCAAAGGCUUCCCAACAAGAAAUAACUACAGUUCUGGAAAUCAGAUCCAGGCUACGAAUGAGGCAAUUUCAAAAGAACUGGAAGUGUGAUUUAGACUCAGCCUUGAAUGAAGUAGAGACUUGUAAAGAAAAAGAUGACUGGACCAAAUUGGGAAGCCUAUAUAUUAGCAUAAAAAUUGGCUGUGAGAAACUAACAGAGUUCCAGACAUUUUGUGCUUGUGUUGCUGAAACGCUUUCAAAAGAUGAUAAAGAAGAAAGACCAGGGGUUCCUUUUUGUGAAUUUGCUGAAGCAGUUAGCAAAGAUCCACAGUAUAGUGAAGUUGAUAAAACUUUGCUGGGAAGAAUCGGGAUCAACGCUAUGUACUUCUAUCACAAGCUGUUGCAGUGGUCCAAGGGAAGGAAGGUCUUAGAUAUACUAUAUGAAUUAAAAAUACAUUUUACAAGUUUAAAAGGACUUAUAGAGCCUGAGAAUUUAGCACCAAGAUGUCAAAUUGUGAAUGUUGCUGCAGAAAUUUUUAUAAAAAGUGGAAGUCUAGAUGGUGCCAUUUGGGUACUGAGAGAGUCAGAAUGGAUAAUCAAUACACCUCUUUGGCCUUGUAACCAGCUGGAUGUGCUUAACCGACAUAACUUGCUCUGUACAAUUGCACAUGAAGUGUUAGGCAAAAACCUGUAUAGACAGACAUUUGAAGUUUUGCAAAAUCUACCAGGCUUUCAGAAUUCUCAAGAAGCCAUGGAGGUGUCCCAGUACAGCCUUCUUUUUAAUAAACUUCUGGACUCCUGUAUAGAAAGUAACAGUCUUGGCAUAUCAUCUUCUGUAGCAGAGUUCAUGGUUACAAAGAGCAUCCCUAUUGAUUUUUCCUUUCUUAGGAGACUAAUUACUUCUUUAGGAAGGAGUUCUUUAUGGCUUAAAGCCAGAAACCACUACAAAAGUGCGCUUUCAUUAGGCUGCUACCCACCAUUAGAGGGAAACUUACACCGAAAACUUCUAUUGAUUCCUUCCUAUUUAUCUGAGAUUGAAAUGCUCCUAUCUAUUGAAAUCUUCCUGGUAUCUAGUGCUAGUAGUAUACAGAGUCCUGGAACCUCUACACAAAUACUACAGAUAGUUUUGAAAAGAUGUGAAGAAAACAAAUCUCGGACCAAGGAUGAUUAUCAGGCUGCAGUGGAAAGAUUAAUUACAGCUGCUCGCAUAUCGGAUCCAAAGCUUUUCAUUAAGCACAUGACCGUCAACAUUAACAAGGAGCAGGUUUAUAGUUUGGAACAUUGUUCUGCCCUGAAGUGGUUGAAAGAGAAUAUGAAGUGGGCUGGAAAGGUUUGGCUUUUCACAAAUAGCUAGUUAAAUAAAGGUUUUCCUUUUUAAG